UUUUAGAAAACCCAACCUUCCUUACGCCUUGGGAGUCAGGAUUAUCAAUAUAUUAUGGAUCUAUAGUGAAAACAAACUAUAAAGUGUCAAUUAGAUAAAGGAAAUGCCUACAUAUCCGGAUUGUGAGGAUGCAAGUGACCCAGAAUGUAUGCCACAUGGUCAUAGAUGGCGAUCUAGAUUUCAAUGCAUGCUGAACCAGCUUCGUUCUCAUCCGGAUUCCAGCAAACUUGAGAAGACUGACAUUGAUAAGAUACCGUUUGCAGUUUGUACAUGCACCCAGAAACCAAGAGACGAUACAGUGCAACUUGAACCAGAUAAAAGAUGGGAGGAAAUUCCAAUUAGUGAAUACAAGGCUGCAGAAGAAUACUUUGAAAAAUUUGUUGAGAGUCUGGAUAAAUCCUCAGAAUACUACUCCUUGUUGAAAUAUCACUUCACUGCCCUCCAGCGACACGAGGAACUCAAAGAUAAAUCAAGUAGUCAGAGAUUUUUACUUUUAUUCCAAAAGAUACACGAGUCAAAUGACAGAGAACUUCUAAACAGGCGUACAAGAAGAGCAGGGGAGUCAGAUGAAGAUGAUAAACGCAUCAAGCAGACAAUACACUUAGCAUCACUGAAGAAGGACUAUGUACCACUAUUUUGCGGGCGUAAUGGUAGAAACAUGAAAAGGUAUCUAAAGGGCAAAAAGAAAGUAAAAGUACAGCUGGAAACAAGAGAAGAAGACCAAGUUUAUGCGACCAUAAUCUGUAAAUCUCAGGACCGGGAGAAGAUAGUAGAGAGACUGACAAAAGAGGCUGAGCUGUUGGCUGAAAGGAGAAGAAUACAUGAUGAAAAUCAAAAAGAAUAUUAUCAAAGAAUGGGAUUGGAUAUGGAAACAAACAGUCAAGAUGAAGAAGACAUGGAUUCUUGAACAGCCAACACUGGUUCAAACUAUUGCUGAAAUGUCAACUCAACUUUUUUAUUAAUAUGUUUGUAGAGUAAUACAAAUGUUAAUAAACUAUACUGCAUGUAAUAAAUAGAUUAUAGGUCUACAAAAAUGU
This is a messenger RNA of Saccostrea cuccullata (small rock oyster), 1037 nucleotides long. RefSeq lists its product as uncharacterized. Lineage: Eukaryota; Metazoa; Mollusca; Bivalvia; Ostreida; Ostreidae. The coding region runs from base 104 to 907 and encodes 267 amino acids. The record is from RefSeq and is a predicted model, not a curated record. The transcript has 5 exons.